AGAGAGGUUGAUGAUAUUUUUCAAGAUGUUGACCCCUCCAUAAUGCAAGGCUCUUCAUUAGCUAUAGAUUUAACUACAUACCAAUCACUUCAACUAUCUGCAGAAGGUGUUACAGAAGUUGAGGUUGAUGCUAAUACAUCUAAAGAAGAGGAGGACUAUGGAGAAGAAAAAGAUUCAGAAUCCUCAGAAAAUAGUGAUAAUGUUGAGGAUGGUGGUGAUAGCGAUGAUAGCGAUGAUAGUGAUGAUUAAUUGAAACAUCUUACUUUAAACUGUUAGCUUUAGCUUUUAUUACGAUAUAUUUUCUUAUUUUGCUUGACCUCUAGUGAUCAUACUUCAAAAGGUAUGAAGUUUUGGACUACUUUGGAGGUUAAUUAUUAUUAACUAAAUAUCGUGGGUAUUUAAAACAAUGGUGUGUAAUUGCCAUAUAUACUUUGUGGUUGUAGUUGUAGUUGAAAAGGUAUAAUUGUUUUUAGCAUACUAGACUUGUAGAAUAUAUGUGUUUUUCAUUG
Molecule: messenger RNA, 509 nt
Organism: Rubroshorea leprosula
Lineage: Eukaryota; Viridiplantae; Streptophyta; Magnoliopsida; Malvales; Dipterocarpaceae
Source: the annotation of a GenBank genome assembly